Molecule: messenger RNA, 588 nt
Organism: Mercurialis annua (annual mercury)
Lineage: Eukaryota; Viridiplantae; Streptophyta; Magnoliopsida; Malpighiales; Euphorbiaceae
Product: EPIDERMAL PATTERNING FACTOR-like protein 4
Exons: 2
Coding region: 63-404 (113 amino acids)
Biological process (GO): stomatal complex development; guard cell differentiation
Source: RefSeq, a predicted model, not a curated record
AAGAUCAUAGAACUUAAAAAAAAAAAAACAAGAUUACUAUUAAUACUAAAUAGGAUUUGGUCAUGGCUUCAUCAAUGAGAGAUUCAAGAAAGCUAAACUUUGCUAUGAUCCUAAUGUUUUGUCUGUUAUCAGUUCUGUUUGUGAGACAUGAUGCGAUGGCAGAAGAGGCGCCAGGUCCAGCGACAAGUCCAACAUCAGGUCCGACGACAGGUACGAUGACAGGUUCGGCUAAAAGUUCCACGACAGGUUCGGGUCCUCCUAAUUGUGUGGGCAAGUGCAAUGGUUGCACUCCAUGCAACUCAGUUUUAUCUGUUGUGCCUCCUGCGCCAGGGUACGAUCAAGCACCUGAGUACUAUCCUGUCAUAUGGAAGUGUCGAUGUGGAGACAAUAACUAUAUGCCUUGAUUUAUAUAAUGGUAUUUCAGUAGAAAACAAGCUUCUGUUUUACAGAUUCUAUACAAGUUUUGUGUUUGAUUUACUCUAUGUUCUGUUUUUGUUCCUGAUAUAUUAUAGUAGGAAGGAAACUAGCUUCCAUUGUAUUCCUGAGAUUAUUAAUAAUAUAUUUAUUUUAUUUUUGUUUCGCAACCAA